GCGGCCGUGCGCUACCCGUCACGAGUCAGAUACCCGACGGUGCCAUCAUCUGACCAUUUACCCUAAUCUAACGCGAAUCGAUAUUUAAAUAAACCACAUGGUAUCAAAGCUCAAAUAUAUCCGAACUGGAUGCAAUCGUGACGACAACGAAAAUAUGUGAAUGUGUGUGACGUGUUUACGUAAAUCGGUUGCUCAUAGUAUGUGCCAAUGUUGUGAAGUUUUCACGUUGUGAAAGAUUACGAGAAGGUUUUCAGAAUGAAGGGAGCAAACGCAAUAUUCCUCAUUUUGUUCUUCGGGCACCUCUCGGCGCUACCCGAUACUAUACGAAUAGGUGGCCUAUUCCAUCCAGAGGAUGACAAACAGGAAGUGGCGUUCAGAUACGCGGUGGAGCGCGUGAACGCUGACCGAGCGAUACUGCCCAGAGCUAAACUCCUCGCGCAGGUGGAGACAAUAUCGCCACAGGAUAGCUUCCACGCUUCCAAACGAGUGUGCCAUCUCCUUCGAAGCGGCGUGGCAGCAAUAUUCGGCCCGCAAUCAGCCCCGGCCGCUGCCCACGUCCAGAGUAUAUGCGACACCAUGGAACUGCCUCACUUGGAGACCAGGUGGGACUACAGGACGAGACGGGAAUCCUGUCUCGUCAACUUGUACCCUCAUCCGGCCGCUCUCAGUAGGGCAUAUGUGGACCUCGUCAGGGCAUGGGGAUGGAAGUCCUUUACCAUAGUGUAUGAGAACAGCGAUGGUCUAGUACGAUUGCAAGAACUGCUCAAAGCCCAUGGACCUUCUGAACUGCCUGUAGCAGUCAGGCAGUUGCCAGAUUCACAUGAUUAUAGGCCUCUUCUAAAACAAAUAAAGAACUCUGCAGAGUCGCAUAUAGUCCUCGACUGUGCGACGGAAAGGAUAAGAGAUGUUUUACAACAGGCACAACAAAUUGGUAUGAUGUCCGACUACCAUAGCUACCUCAUUACAUCACUGGAUCUCCAUAGUGUAGACUUGGAAGAAUUUAAAUACGGUGGUACCAACAUAACAGCAUUAAGAUUAUUGGACCCUGAAAGAGCUGACGUGCAGAGAGUGAUCCGAGAUUGGGUUUACGAUGAAGCUAGGAAAGGACGUAAAGUUCAACUGGGACAUACCUCGUCCAAGGACAAUAUGACGUUCAUAAAGACGGAGACAGCUCUGAUGUACGACGCAGUACAUCUGUUUGCCAAAGCCCUGCACGACCUGGAUACAUCACAACAAAUUGACGUUAGGCCUCUCUCGUGCGAGGCAGAAGAUACAUGGCCCCAUGGGUACAGUCUCAUCAAUUACAUGAAAAUUGUAGAAAUGAAGGGCUUAACCGGAGUUAUAAAGUUUGAUCAUCAAGGAUUCAGAAGCGAUUUCACUCUGGAUAUAAUUGAAUUGACAAGGGAUGGCCUGCAGAAGGCGGGAACUUGGAACUCGUCAGAGGGUGUCAAUUACACGCGCUCCUACGGGGAAAAUCAGAAGCAAAUAGUGGAAAUAUUGCAGAACAAAACGUUGAUCGUCACUACGAUCCUGAGUGCACCGUACUGUAUGAGAAAAGAAGCCAGCGAGAAACUAACAGGCAACGCGCAAUUCGAGGGCUACGCUAUCGACUUGAUCCACGAGAUUUCAAAAGUUCUCGGUUUCAACUAUACGUUCAAGUUGGCACCAGACGGUCGAUACGGGUCUUAUAAUAGAGAAACUAAGGAAUGGGAUGGAAUGAUCAGAGAACUUUUGGAACAAAGAGCUGACUUGGCCAUUGCGGAUCUCACUAUUACAUACGAUAGGGAGCAAGUGGUGGACUUCACGAUGCCUUUCAUGAACCUGGGCAUCUCGGUGUUGUACCGCAAACCUAUAAAACAGCCUCCCAACCUGUUUUCCUUCCUCUCGCCUCUAUCUUUGGACGUCUGGAUUUAUAUGGCCACAGCAUACUUGGGUGUCUCCGUACUGCUUUUUAUACUCGCCAGGUUUACUCCUUACGAAUGGCAUCAGACGCACUCUCCAGAUGGUGAAAAAUUGGAAAAUAUAUUCUCUCUAGCCAACUGUCUAUGGUUUGCCAUCGGGUCGCUCAUGCAGCAGAGUUGUGACUUUCUACCCAAGUUCAGCCCGUACGAGUGGGACAGCCCCCGGAACUGUCUAGACGAGCCGCCGGUGCUGGAGAACCAGUUCACCCUGUUGAACUCGCUGUGGUUCACUAUCGGAUCCUUGAUGCAGCAAGGUUCGGAUAUCGCGCCGAAAGCCGUGUCAACGCGCAUGGUGGCUGGAAUGUGGUGGUUUUUCACCUUGAUCAUGAUAUCCUCAUACACUGCUAAUUUGGCCGCCUUCCUCACUGUGGAAAGAAUGGACUCGCCAAUUGAAAGUGCUGAAGAUUUGGCAAAACAAACCAAGAUUAAGUAUGGGGCUUUGAAAGGUGGAUCCACUGCAGCGUUUUUUAGGGACUCAAACUUCUCGACGUAUCAACGGAUGUGGUCGUUUAUGGAGUCCGCUCGGCCUUCGGUUUUCACGAGCAGUAAUAAGGAAGGGGAGGAGCGGGUUAUGAGGGGGAAGGGCUCUUACGCGUAUUUGAUGGAGUCCACAACAAUCGAGUAUGUGGUCGAGAGGAAUUGCGAUCUCACUCAAGUAGGAGGGAUGCUCGACUCCAAAGGAUACGGGAUCGCCAUGCCGCCAAAUUCUCCAUAUCGCACGGCUAUAAGCGGAGCCGUUCUAAAAUUACAAGAGGAAGGAAAAUUGCACAUUCUUAAAACAAAAUGGUGGAAAGAGAAGCGCGGCGGGGGAUCGUGCAGGGACGAGACAUCGAAAUCAUCGUCGACAGCCAACGAGCUAGGCCUGGCGAACGUGGGCGGCGUGUUCGUCGUGCUAAUGGGCGGCAUGGGCGUCGCGUGCGUGAUCGCCGUUUGCGAAUUCGUCUGGAAAUCGCGCAAGGUCGCCGUCGACGAACGGGCUUCCCUUUGCUCGGAAAUGGCUUCGGAACUGCGUUCGGCGUUGAAGUGUCCGAGCGGCGCGGGCAGCGGGGCGGGCGCGGGGGGCGCGCGGGACGGCGCGGGCUCCCCAUACCUGCACUACGGGUUCAGUACCAAGAGCCAGCUCCACUAGCGCCCGGACCCCGCCUCCUCGCCGCCCAGCGAUGUGUAGGCACGGACUAUAUCUCACCUACAUACACCCCGCCUCACAGAGACAAAUGACAGACGCGGCAGUGUACGUGAGAGUGAGCGCACUGUUUUACCGAGUGAAAUAUAUAAUGUAAAUACGUCAUAUCUCACUACAAUGGUAGAACUCGAAUAAUGUUGUGAUUUUGAACUUGUGGAUGUUUUAUUACGUUCAAAUGGAUACGUAUCAAUCCAAUGAUAUCGUUUCUCUCGUCAUAACGAUAUUAAUUGAUGUAAAUAAUGGCCAAAGUUUGUGCUAAAGUAAACGAUAACUCGUUGUGCAUGUAAAUAACAAUGUUGGGGCUACGAUUUUUGACAAUCUACUUUAAGGUAAUUUGUAGGUUAUAUUGAUGUUUCACAACUAAAAUCAACUUCAAUAAGUUGCGUAAUAUAAUAAUAGAUAAAAUGUACUUAGCCUAAUAUAUAUUUGAAAAUAAUUGUAAAAAGCGAGUAACAUACUGCCAAAAGUAACAAUUUAUGUUGUGGAAUUAAAUAACAAUAUUUAAGCUAUAACAUUUAAUUGAGUUAUUAUCAAUGAAUACAAACCACGAAUAAAUACUAGAUUUAAGGAAUACCAAAAUACUAUUAAAGUGAUAUAAAACGCAU
Molecule: messenger RNA, 3749 nt
Organism: Pectinophora gossypiella (pink bollworm)
Lineage: Eukaryota; Metazoa; Arthropoda; Insecta; Lepidoptera; Gelechiidae
Gene: KaiR1D
Product: glutamate receptor ionotropic, kainate 2
Exons: 19
Coding region: 256-3090 (944 amino acids)
Biological process (GO): monoatomic ion transport; modulation of chemical synaptic transmission; synaptic transmission, glutamatergic
Cellular component (GO): postsynaptic membrane; plasma membrane
Molecular function (GO): transmitter-gated monoatomic ion channel activity involved in regulation of postsynaptic membrane potential; glutamate-gated receptor activity
Source: RefSeq, a predicted model, not a curated record